Molecule: messenger RNA, 1284 nt
Organism: Cyclospora cayetanensis
Lineage: Eukaryota; Apicomplexa; Conoidasida; Eucoccidiorida; Eimeriidae
Product: probable tubulin polyglutamylase TTLL9
Exons: 15
Coding region: 1-1284 (427 amino acids)
Biological process (GO): microtubule cytoskeleton organization; protein polyglutamylation
Cellular component (GO): cilium
Molecular function (GO): tubulin binding; tubulin-glutamic acid ligase activity; ATP binding
Source: RefSeq, a predicted model, not a curated record
AUGAGGGGAACCGAGCCAACUGCUGGUGUUGUCUGCUGCCCGCGUCCUCCAAUUCGUUUUCGCUGCUCUUUCCGCAAUACGAUGCUCGACGUCUUAAGAGCCAGGGGCUGGAAGGAAACCGACAGCGAAACAGAAUGGGACUUCUUCUGGUGCGACAAGGAUUGGAUCAGUGAAACAUUUGACAAAUUUCGCUUCCAGCCAAAUCAAAGAAUAAAUCAUUUCCGUAAUCACCACCAAUUAACCCGGAAGGAUUUACUAAUUCGCAAUUUGCGGCGGCACAAAAGGCAGCUGGAACGAGAGUGUAAAGCACAGGAGGCAGAAAGCUUCAAUAUAUGCCCCCAGACGUUUCUGCUACCACUGGAGUACUCAAUAUUCGUUGAGGAAUUCAAACGAAAUGCAGUCCAGAAGUGCGGGUCCGUUUGGAUCAUGAAACCCGUAGGGAGGUCCCAGGGAAAGGGGAUUUUUCUAAUUGAGAGACUCUCCCAACUCGCGGACUGGCGAGGGGAUGCCCGAAGCUACCGCCCCGUUGAUACGAAGAGCUCAAGUUUCCAAUCCCUUAAGAAUCCAGAAGAAGCUGAGCAGUCGGCAGAAGCAUACGUGUGCCAAAGAUACAUCCAGGAUCCGCUGGUGAUUGGUGGAAAGAAAUUCGAUUUGAGACUGUUUUGCUUUGUGAAAGCUUUCGCCCCCUUGACGGCUUAUCUGUAUCGCGGGGGCUUUGCCAGAUUUUCAAGCGUCCACUUCAGCAUGCACGAGGACCAAAGAGACAACUUAAGCGUACAUCUGACCAACGUCGCAAUUCAGAAGAAUCUCGAGACGUAUGACGAGGAGGCCGGUGGCAAGUGGCCGCUCCGCAGUCUCAAGUUGUUUCUUAUGACCAAGUUUGGACAAGAUCGCGUGGAGCACCUCAUGCGUAAUAUCCAGGAAAUGAUUCUCAAGUCUUUACUGGCGGUGCAAAAGACAAUCCUUCAUGACAAGCAUUGCUGCGAGCUGUAUGGCUAUGACGUCAUAGUCGACUCCAGCUUGAAGCCCUGGCUCUUGGAGGUGAAUGCCUCUCCUUCGCUUACAGCUACAACAGAGGAAGACUACCGCUUCAAGUUUGCCAUGCUAGACGAUCUGCUAUCGAUCGUCGACAUGGAAAAUGUCCGAACUGGGGAAGAGCGAAGCAUUGGUGGCUUUGAUUUAGUUUACAAAGGUACACUGCUACGGCGAGCAAGUUUACUACCGGGGGGAUUUUGCAGGCUAGGUGCUUACGGAGAGGUCCCCGUGAAUUGUGAAAGAAGCUAA